AAAGGCGGGCGUAUUGCUUAUACCCCAAAUUCAUAAUCAUAUUCAUAUUCGAUAUAAAUAAAUCCUCGGCUGUUGCUAAACCAAUCCACAUCGAUACCCGCUCCGAUCGGCAUGGUUCGGCGAUUGUCUGGCUCGAAUUGAGAAGAAGUCAUGGGCUGUGCCAGCAGCACUCCCAUGGUUGCAACGGCGGGCAGCGAAAUGCUGAAAGCCGCCAGCCAUGUCAAGCAGAAGGGCGAGGCCGUCGUGGAAGACGCCUCUGAAACGCUGACCACCACUUUGGACACGGCCAAGGAGACCGUUGGCACGGCGGUGGCGGGAAUUACCACUGAGCUGGGCAACACCUUCAAGGAGGGCACUCAGGCUCUGGACGAGGCCAAGCACAAGGUGAUGGAGGGUCUGCAUCUGGAAGAGCCCCAGGAAUCCGAGUCGAAAACAGAUCCGGUAGAGGCAGCGAUGAGCAGUUCCCGAGCACCGACGCCCAAGCUGCAGGAAGAUACGGAUAGCCUGAAGACCUCCACUCCAGAGCCGGAGAUCGAACGGGCUCUGGCCAACGAGGAGGAGAGUCCACCGACUCCGAAACCCUCGCUGGAGGAGAUGGCUCUGCUAAGUGCGGAAGUAUCGCAGGCAUCUGCUGAGGAUGCGCCCGCUGCAGAUGCACCUGCUCCGCCGGCUGCCGAGCCUUCAGCGGCUCCAGCAACAGACGCACCCGCAACCGAAUCCUCCGCGCCCGUGGAAAGUCGUAAGGUGCGCCGUAAAUUCGUCGAAAGGAAAAAAAGGGAUGAAGAGAAGCAUAGACCCAGUACCACCGAGUGGGAGAAGUUCGCGGAUCAGUUGGCCAAAAGCAAGAAGUUUAAGCCCUACGAGAGCUUUGCCCACGGCCAAAACAAGUUCUCCGUUUACCAGGAUCACACCAGUCUCAGGGAUAAGCCGAAUCACUACGAUGGUCAUUUCAGCGGUGGAAACUCGCAGAGUGCCUCCCAAUCGGAUUUGUCCAGCGGUCACAUAACUCCAGCUCCCACUCGCAGAGGGCAGCGGGAGUUCGCCAAGUUCGUGGGAUCCGAACAGGCGGGCAGUAUAUCGCGAUCCAGUUCCAGGCUCUCGAAUGCCGCCACUGCCAGGAACUUCGAUUUCAAUCCCCAACGCGAACGCAUCAGUCUUUCAUUGGCCACUCGCAUUGGAUCUGGUAUUCAGAGAGCUCCUGCUGAAAGGAUUUCCGGUUGGGGCAGAGGAAGACCGGCUCCAUUGGUGGAGGAACCGGGAUACGCAGGACGCAGGAUGAGCACGGGAGUUAUUCAACAACCCUUGCGAUCUGGUAGAGAGAAAUUCCUGGGCACUGCAAGUCGACGGGCAGUGAAACCCAUAACCCCGAAGAGGGAUGUAAAGAGGGAGAAGUCUUCCAAGAAGCAGCAUUCCAAGAUUAUCUCUUCGAGAGAGUCGUCGUAUUUAGAUUUUGAACCUCGCAGUCCAAUAAGGACAACCAAAGCAUUACCGAAGGAUAUAGUGCGGUCCAGAGAACAUUCAUUGAAUGAGUUCGAUUCCAUUAAGACACAAAAGAUUCCCUCCAAAGGAUCAAAAACCUUGAAUAAGUCUAUGGUGCCAUCAAAGAAUGUAUCUUCCAGGGAACCAUCUUAUGUGGAAAUAGAGUCUUUGGAAACCUAUCACAAUCCUCUAAAAGUACAAAAACCUUCAGAUAAGGAAACUGUAAAAUCUAGAGAGCCCUCCUACACAGAAUUUGAUUCAUUUAAAAAUGAUAAAAGUCCGCGAAAAGUACAAGCUUUGGACAAGAAAAUGGUACGCUCAAGAGAGCAUUCAUACCAUGAACUUGAUUCUCAUAAAGCAGAAAAUAGUGCUUUUAAACCACCUCUACCUAUGCAAUCCGCUGAAGCGCAGAAACUACCUCAGAAUCUCAAACAAUCACACAAUAUUCCUAUGGAGCACCUACCUCAGAUAGAACACAGUCCGAGUGAAGCAACCCAAACGUCAACAAACCAAAAUCAAUCCUCCGCACCUCCAACACCUAAAAAGACAGAAACUCCAAAAGCAAUUGCUUCGAACUCAAAGAUGCCAUCACCACCGAUUUCUAGGGCUUCCAGCGCCAAAUCCUCAGACAGCAGCAAUUUAGAUGUGAUAAUCCAACCCAUGAGCAGUCUGAAUACACCUAGUAUAAAGUCCUUUACCCAGUCACCGGAUCAAGUUAUCAUGGAGGGCUAUGAGGACUCCGAUUUGGAAGCUGCGCUGGCCAGAUUGGAAAUCUUGAGAGGAUCAACGGCCACUUUGCACUCCCUAAGAUCCUGCAGUCCUGGCAGGCACACCUAUACAGCCUCCUUACUAAGUUCUCGACGCACUUCUCCCUGGGUGAUGAGAAAAAACUACGGAGGCACUGUUGGCAACAAAAUAAAGCCACCUGAAUUGGUGGAGUCCCUGAAAUCCACAAAGGCCAUCCAUCAAACCCUCGAACGCUGCGAUAUUUGCUACAAUGAGUUUAUUACUAACUAG
Molecule: messenger RNA, 2496 nt
Organism: Drosophila santomea
Lineage: Eukaryota; Metazoa; Arthropoda; Insecta; Diptera; Drosophilidae
Product: cell division protein FtsN
Exons: 3
Coding region: 151-2496 (781 amino acids)
Source: RefSeq, a predicted model, not a curated record